Molecule: messenger RNA, 3136 nt
Organism: Ailuropoda melanoleuca (giant panda)
Lineage: Eukaryota; Metazoa; Chordata; Mammalia; Carnivora; Ursidae
Gene: NUSAP1
Product: nucleolar and spindle associated protein 1
Exons: 11
Coding region: 336-1691 (451 amino acids)
Biological process (GO): mitotic chromosome condensation; establishment of mitotic spindle localization; mitotic cytokinesis
Cellular component (GO): mitotic spindle; microtubule; nucleolus
Molecular function (GO): microtubule binding
Source: RefSeq, a predicted model, not a curated record
AAGCACCUGGCCCCGCCCAAGCACGGUUCCUUAAUCCUCAUUGGACUUCGUGAGCCGGGGGCUCCGCCCCACACACGCUGCCUGGACACGCCCUUCGGCGCCAAAGUGAUGUUGAGGGUUGGGGCGGAAAAAGUGCGUCUGAUGGGUGGAGAAUCAUAGUUUCUAUUGGUUAAUGCCAGGAAACCCCGCCUUCAGGACAUUUUUAACCAAUAGAAGUGCAGCAUUUUCAAUUUAAACUCUCUAUAAAGUUCGGUUUAGCCAACGCUUACAGUGGCGCCAGAGUUUUGAACUGCGCUGCUGAGGGAGGAGUACGCGUCCUCUGCGUGGUCGCCUGGAUGCAGCUCGCCAUGGCCGUACCCUCCCUUGAGGAGCUGGACUCCCUCAAAUACAGCGACCUGCAGAGCUUGGCCAAGAAUCUGGGCCUCCGGGCUAACUUGAGGGCAGACAAGUUGUUAAAAGCCUUGAAAACCCACCUUGAACAUGAGGCAAAAAAAGAAAAUGAGAAUCAGGAUGACAGUCAAACUUCUGCAUCGUCUUGUGAUGAGGCUGAGAUUCAGAGCAGCGGCCAGGAACAAGCAGAGAGGGAGCGAGUUGGCCAAGGCACCAAAACCAGGAGAAGGUGCCGGACAGUCUACAGGAAUCCUGACUCCCAGCUGGAUCACUCAGAGAUAAAAGUAAGUGAUCACACUGAAUUCCAGAAUCAAGAGAAGCAGGAAAACCAGGAUCUCAGAACAGUUGCAGAAGUUCCUUCACUGCCAGAUGAGAGCCAAGGAGAGGAGAAUGCCGCUUCCUCACGAAAAAGAAGAAUAAAUGGUGAUGAAGAUUCAAAGGUACCUUCAGAAAGAAAGAAGCCUCUCUACACAGAUGGGUUUUCCAAACCUGGAAAAAGCAAAAGAACUGCAAGCACUACUCCAAACUUUAAGAAGCUUCAUGAGGCUCGUUUUAAGGAAAUGGAGUCCAUUGAUCAAUAUAUUGAGAGAAAAAAGAAACUUUUUGAAGAACACAAUUCAUUUAAUGAACUGAAGAAGCAGCCCGUCACCAAGGGAGUGGCGGUGACUCCAGUUCCUCUCCGAGGAAGGCUCCCUGUGGCGUGUACGCCCACCAGCCAACGCCGCUCGCAGGGCCGGCCCCUGGGCGCUGCAGGCCGGAGCACCUUGUGUGGCAAGGGCUCCACCAAGCGUUCCGUUCUCUCGGCAACUAAAAUGAACGUCAGGUUUUCAGCUGCUACCAAAGAUAAUGAGCAUAAGCGUUCACUGACCAAGACUCCAGCCAGGAAGUCUCCACAUGCGACCAUAUCUGGGAGUACCCCUAAAGGCCAGGCUGUGCUCGGGACAUACAAGUUAGAGACCACAACCGGGAAUUCUGCUUCUGUUGUUACUCCAUUCAAGCUGACAACUCAGGCAGCACAGACUCCAGUCUCCAACAAGAAGCCAGUGUUUGAUCUCAAAGCAAGUCUGUCUCGUCCCCUCAACUAUGAGCCACACAAAGGCAAACUGAAACCAUGGGGUCAGUCUAAAGAAAAUAAUUCUCUGAAGGAGCAUGUAAACAGAGUUAGCUUCUGUAAGAAAACUUACAAACAACCUCCUCUCCAGACUAGGGAGGAACAACGGAAACAACAUGAGCAAAGACGAAAGGAGAAGAAAGCAAAGGUUUUGGGAGCUCGAAGAGGCCUCAUUAUGGCUAAAGAUUAAUUUUUUAACAUCCUGUAAAUAGUACUUUAUUCUGAACCCUUUCUUUAAUGUAAAUAUUUUUCUACUGUCUUCCCCACUUUAGUCAAAACUUUUUUCUGUUCUUUGUUCACUAUCUAUGUAGUAUUGGUGGUUUUCUUCACAUGCUACAUCCCUGAAAAGAUGUUAUUAACCUUAAAGCUCACUAAUUCUUUGAAAUGGUUUUCUGUAGUUUUCUGAAACUCAUCCUAUAGAUUCUCGACCUAGAUUUUUAAUGUCGGGUUCCCUCUGCUGACAGAACUGGAAUCCUCUUCUAGACAGAAGCAUUUACCUGAUGGGAGGUAGUUCUUCCACAAGCUUUAGAACUUGGACCACUACCAAGUUGAGAAAGCCACCUCUUCCUCCUGUAGAGGAUCGAGUAGUCUUAAUGAAACAGGGAACCAAACAGGUUGGUAACAGCAUAAAUAUUCUACCUAUCUGAAGUGUUUUGUUACCCAUGCACGUUUGUUCAGACCACUUGAUGUAACUGCCAUCUGUCACUCAAUAUAUUCUUAAAAACUCUAUAGCUCAUUCUAGCCUUACUUAAAAAUAUACAGAGCCAUACCGAAAUCCGAGGACUGCUGCUUCUAAUAUGCUUUGUCAGACUUACAUAUUACUUUAUGGAAAAGACUAGAGUUGCUUAGCCUCAUAGCCAUUUUUGUUGUACCUAUGUGGAGCUUCUGAGCUUUGAACUGAUUAACAUUUUCAUAAAUGUUUCUUCAUGGUGGUAGAGUCUUUGUAAAUAAAUGUAACAAGUUUACUUGUACUCUCUGUGCAUCCUGUCCUGACCACCUCUUCUCACCCUAGGAAGACAUGACCACGUCCUCCUCCUGUGUUUUUCACAGCACAUGUCCAACUCUGUCAUACUUACUGUUCUAUGUAUGAGUCCACAGAACACUGGCAUACUCCUGGGUGCUGAAUAAACUCAGCUUGUAUUAUGAAGCAGCAGAGAUCAGAUCAAUUAAAUCACUGCAGCGAGGAAGGUAAAAUGGUAUAAUCACUUUGGAAAACAGGUUGGUAGUAUCUUAACUGGAUGUCUACCAUAUUACCCAACAACGGCAUGGAACACACUGAAGGUCAAGAAGCAUAUUACUGUCUACUCCGAGGUAUAUACCCAGGACAAAGAGAAGCACAUGUCCACACAAGAACUUGUAGGCAGGUAUUUACAGGAGUAUUAUUCCUUGUAGCCAAAAAGUAGAGAAAAUAGAGCUGUCCAUUAAUAGAUUAAAAAUGAUGCACUAAAAAGGAAUAAAGUACUAAUAAAAUGUUACAACAUGGAUGAAUCUCACAGAUAUUAUGCUAAGUGAAAAGAAGCCAGACGUAAAAGAUCACAUAUUACAGGCUCUUCUUUGUAGGACAUAAUCCAGAUAAGCUAAACCUAUGGAGAAAGUAGAUCAACAGCUAACCUGGGGCUGGGAGGGAAUUAAGAG